Molecule: messenger RNA, 1139 nt
Organism: Cyprinodon variegatus (sheepshead minnow)
Lineage: Eukaryota; Metazoa; Chordata; Actinopteri; Cyprinodontiformes; Cyprinodontidae
Gene: mcee
Product: methylmalonyl-CoA epimerase
Exons: 3
Coding region: 19-540 (173 amino acids)
Biological process (GO): L-methylmalonyl-CoA metabolic process
Cellular component (GO): mitochondrion
Molecular function (GO): methylmalonyl-CoA epimerase activity
Source: RefSeq, a predicted model, not a curated record
UGGUUCCGCGGAACAAACAUGGCGUCCGCUAUGCUGAAGGUUGCAGUGGCAGGCAUUUCGAGAUGUUCUCGUAUCACCCUCCUUAGAGCCUGUUCAACAUCAACCCCCCUCCAAGGGGGUGUUCCUGGAUCCCUGUGGAAGCUGGGGAAGCUGAACCACAUAGCCAUCGCCGUCCCCGACAUGGAAAAGGCCACUGCUCUGUAUCGAGAUGUGCUGGGUGCUACCGUUAGCGAAAAGGUCCCCCUGCCAGAGCAUGGCGUCUACACUGUGUUUGUGGAACUGGGAAACACCAAGCUGGAGCUGCUCCAUCCUCUCGGGGAAAAGAGCCCCAUCUCUGGGUUCCUACAGAAAAACAAGUCAGGAGGCAUGCACCACAUUUGUAUUGAGGUGGACGACAUUAACGCCGCAGUGGCUGAGCUGAAGUCAAAGAACAUCAGAACCCUGUCGGCGGAGCCAAGGAUAGGCGCUCAUGGGAAACCUGUCAUGUUCCUUCAUCCUAAAGACUGUGAUGGUGUGCUGGUGGAGCUAGAAGAAGCAUGAACAUCUCUGCUUUGCAUGAACUGUUAGAGGGUCUCUGGUUCAUCUACACGUCCCUCAGUGACUCUGAUAACACAGUGAUAACAGUGUUGUUCUGUAAAGCACCUGUAGUUUCAGGAACUGUUUUCCACUCUUUUUUUUCUAAGUCAUUUAAAAUGGUGGGGACUUUUUGGCAGUUUCCAUAAAGCUAAUUCAUACUAACAACUCAGUUACUCUUUUAAUACUGUUUUUUUUUUGUUUUUUUUUUUUUUGUUUUUUUAACAAAGUGUGUCUUUUUUUUUCUAAAAGAAAACAACGAUCUAAAGUUUGCAGCCAAUAGUACCCGGCAAAACAGAAAUAAAACACCCACACGUUUAACAUCUUGGUGUAAUUCAGAGAGCUGCACUACUUCAUCUGGCAAACAUGCUGAUUUAUCUGAGUGGUAGCAUCCAACAAUCCUAUAUGGCCAUUAUAGAAUAUUUUUCAACUGAAAAUGGUUAAAAUUAAAACCAGCACCGCUCAGAAUUUUGACCAUCCUGAUAACCUUGUGUCAGUUUCUACUAUAUUGCUUUGGUAUAAUAAAUUUUUUGAAACCUAUUUUGUAUGUAGCUGUAAACUGGGUA